CUGCCGCCACAGCGGCCACGGAAGUGUUGAUGUUCGAGCAGAAGUGCCUGUGCCGUCAGUUGUUUUGCAAACGCUCACGACUUCAGUACACCGUAGCGGCGGUCCAGGUCAAACACGUUGUCGAGCAUCUAUUACAUUCUUAAGACUCGCAGUGCUCCGUCUUCGGUUAAUUUUGUCGACAUAUUUGUACAAGUUUUUAAAUAUAUUUUUUUUUUUUAUAUAUAUAUUUAUAUAUAUGUAUAUACGCUAUUGAUUGAUUAUAUGUAAUUGUUUGAAAACAAUUCUGUGCUCACAUACUUGUUAUCAAGUGUCCAAAACAUAUUUCAAAUCUAUUUAAUAUUUCUUAAUGUGAAAAAUGGUCAAUUUAAUCAAUUGUGAUGCAAUGAUUUUGCUAAUACAUUAAUUCAAUUCAGAGACAGAAAAGAAAAAUUAUAAAUAAGUUGCACAGUGACGGCAGUUCUCCAAUCCAUCUUUUAAAAUAGAAUGGUACAAUACUACAUUUGUUCAGUAUAUGAAUUAUAAACGAAAUUUGAUUAGCUUCGGUUGAUGCAGUUAAGGCAGCUAUGUAUUAAUAUGGACGGCGCAGAGCGCACGCACAAACGAAGCGGAUCGCUAAAGGAAUAAAACAGGAAGCAGAGAGCAGAACCAGGAAAAUCAAUUGAUUGCGAUGCUGGCCGGUGGCAGCGCAGAAGUUGGAGCUUGUAGAGCAACUGCAAUGUCAAUGCCAGCGGCAACAGGACACCAGCAGACCGCCAGAGCCACGCCCAAACAAAUGCGAAAAAGUAAAACGCCCCAAGCGGGCAUUUUGGCACGCAGCAAUGCCGGCGAGGGUGGCCCACGCAGUGCAAUCACCUCCUCCUCUGCCUCCGCUAAGACGGCCACCAUAAUGACAGCCAGACCAGGUGGGGAGAGGGGGAAUCGCACUAUUGUGUCAGGCGGCGGCAAAGGUGGCUCGUCCGUGGGUGCCAAAAAGCAGGAGAAUGUCGGUGGCUUCGUCGAUGGAGUCGAGAUGUAUCUCGGCCUAAUUGGCUGGCGUAAAAAGUGCCUAUACACAUUGCUGUUACUGUUAAUGCUGCUUAUCAUCACAAACUUGGUGCUAACAUUGUGGAUACUCAAGGUGAUGGAGUUUUCGACGGAUGGCAUGGGUCAACUGAAGAUCGUUCCGGGUGGCAUCCAACUCACUGGCCAGACGGUCAUUAUGGACAUGCUGCGGGCAUCGACAAUACGUUCCAGGCACGGUCAGCCGAUAUCCAUAGAGUCCUCACGUAAUUUUUCAAUCAAUACACGUGACCCGAACGGUGUGCUUGAGAAUCAUUUAUUCCUGGGGCAUGAUAAGUUUGAAUGUCUGUCAGCGGGAUUUCGCAUCAACGAUACCACCGGACGAAAUUUAUUUUCGGUAAAUCGAAAUCAAGUCACUAUCGGAGCGCACUCGCUUCGCAUCGAGGGAGAGGGUGGCGCCAUCUUCCGGGAGUCCAUACAAACACCGCACAUUCGUGCUGAGCCGGGCCGGGAGCUCAGACUAGAGUCGCCUACACGUCAAUUAGAGAUAACAGCCGCAAAAGAUAUCAAUUUACAGUCUCGAGCCGGAGGAAUCGAGCUGAUAGCCCUGGAGGAUGUCAAAUUGCGCGCGCUUGAUGGCAGCCUGCGUUUGGAGUCGUCCAAGAUAAUUAUGCCCAACUUGCGCACUGCUCAGCCGCCGAUAAUGGGAUCUGCUCAGAAUCGAGAUCACAUGCAUCGAGUCUUCCAACUGUGUGCCUGCUUUAACGGCAAACUGUUCCUCGCCUCGCCCCAUUCGAUAUGCGCCGGCGAUGACUCAACAGUUUGUAGAUGAUAAGUUGGUCUGGAGGAGUAAACGUUCCCGCAUAGAAGAACUAUACGUACAUCAUGUGUGUGUGUGCACCUAUAAGCAAAAGUAUUUAAUAUAGCCAUGAGCAUAUGGAAAUGCAAUCGUAAUUAUAGAUCAUAUGUAGAGCAUAGCGCAUCAUAAUUGGUGCCCACAUCAUAUAGGCAUAACAUAUACUCGUGCAUACGUAUACUGUACAUAUUAUUCAUUUGCAACAAAUAAUAUAAUAUUUAUUGUUCUUAAACAACGACGCGAAUACAGCUAUAGAGCAUAUGCUCUAUGAAUACAUUAGUAUCGAUAUUAUUAUAUGUUGCAUAUAAGCUGAUGAAUAGGCCACAAAGUCUUUGGCCAUAUAGUGCUACUAGAUGCCGAUGUACCGUUGUUGUUUCUAUUUAAAAUCCACAAUACGGCGAGAUUGUCGAGAAUCUGAAUAGUGCUAACUGUAGUUGUAAUGUCUAUGUACGUAUGUCUGUCUAUAUACAAGUAACUCGAAUCAACUAGUGCAAUACAUAUUCAAUAACUUAACAUAUUGGGGUAUGCAGCUAUUUUUAUUAAUCGAACUAGCCCUCUAUAUGCAUACAUAUAUACAUAAAUAUGAAUGAAUACUGAACACGAGAACAAAAUCGAGAGCUUCUUGCACUUGCACGUUGUGUACAUGCAGUUAAUAUAUCAACAUACGAAGUUUACAACUAAGUAAUACUAUAUAUAUAUAUAUGUAUAUAUAUAUAAUGCUAAUCUAUAAGUGGUGGAUAUCUACCUGCAUACCUUACCAGCACGUGGGAAUAACAGUUCAAUUCGGUGCGAAUGCCACCAACAUCAGCCCAAUCAAAUUUAAGACGGUGCCUCUUUUUGACAGAUAGGACCAGAACUAGAUUUCAUUUUCACAUCACAUCUCAUUUGAACCACACCAGCUUGUUUUCAAUAUAGGAUCAUUUGAAUGGGUAUAGAUGCCCAAAGCUGUUAAUUUGUUUGAGAUUGAGCUGGAGUGAAUAUAAAUUACUUUCCAAGUAUCGGGAUCGUUGAAAGAGAAAUAAGCGAUGUAUUUAUUCACAUACGUUAUGUAUAUAAAAUGAAUGAACACACAUUUUCCUACAUGAAGAAGAUGAACAUUAUUACUCAGUAUGUACCAUUAAUGUAAUCUCGAAAAAGCUUAUGUACAUAGGUCGGAAAUCAGAUAAGUGCAGAAAAAGGUAUACAAAUAAAAUACGUUUGUAGCAAUUGUUGUUAAAUGCUAACAGUAAAUAACGAAAAUCUAACAUUAAUCACAA
This is a messenger RNA of Drosophila mojavensis, 3111 nucleotides long. Its product is annotated as delta-sarcoglycan. The coding region runs from base 668 to 1831 and encodes 387 amino acids. The transcript is spliced from 6 exons. NCBI's taxonomy places the organism in Eukaryota, Metazoa, Arthropoda, Insecta, Diptera, Drosophilidae. Gene Ontology annotation, biological process: heart contraction; cardiac muscle tissue development. The record is from RefSeq and is a predicted model, not a curated record. Gene Ontology annotation, cellular component: sarcoglycan complex; sarcolemma.